Messenger RNA from Musa acuminata AAA Group (dessert banana), 3368 nucleotides. RefSeq lists its product as uncharacterized. Lineage: Eukaryota; Viridiplantae; Streptophyta; Magnoliopsida; Zingiberales; Musaceae. The record is from RefSeq and is a predicted model, not a curated record. Bases 194 to 3220 code for a protein of 1008 amino acids. The transcript has 5 exons.
CUCGUCCUUGUCUUCUAUCUUGGGUUGCUACGAUUUCCCGGUGCCUUGCCGGAGCUCCUUUUCUGGGGUUCCGUCUGCCCGUUACGGACUUGGUGCUUCUCUUCAGUUCCGUGAAGCCGAUUCGAUCCUGCUCUUGAGCCGCCUCCCCGACCCCUCCUCCCGAAAUCUCUCGGGGGAUUCUUGAAUACGAGAAAUGUACGCGAGCACCGGCAGGUCCCGCCACGCGGGGAAGCCUCGGAGGCCGGAAUCUGGAUCCGAUCGAGCUGCCUUCGCAGCGCCCUACGGGCAAGGAUAUGUUCAUCAUAGAAGACGAAGAAAUGCUGCAACAAUCACACAUGAUUCUGCUUAUAAAAGUGACUCAUCAGUUGAAGAAAAUUCUUUUUCCCUUGAGUUUGGACGAAGUUCAUGUAAGAAAACCAGUGGGAAGCGGAUACAAUCACUAGUAGAUGAAGAAGUGUCAAAAGAAAUAGAAACUAGGCAUCCCUCUCCAAGUGUAAUUGCAAGACUGAUGGGUCUUGAGACACUUCCUCCACCUCAAAUAGCCUGUAAACGACAGAAGGAUGCCGAUGCUUGUUCUCAGGCAGUCUCAUCUACAGGAAUUCAGGGAAAAUUUGUACCAUCGAAAGAGAACUUUUGCCUCAAAAACACCAACGAGGAUCAAGAAUUUAAGGAUAUUUUUGAAGUCAUGGACACAGCAAAAUUUAAAAAAUGUGAGAACCAAUCAACUAGGAAGGCAAAGCUAACCUUUAAAGGAAGCAAAACUGACAUGGAUUUCAUAAGACAAAAGUUCAUGGAUGUGAAGCGUCUGUCAACUGAUGAAGCACUUCAAAACUCUAAGGAGUUCGAUGAUGCACUGGAAAUUCUACAUUCCAACAAGGACCUUUUCCUGAAAUUUCUGCAAGAUCCUGACUCUUUGUUUAUGAGACAUCUCCAAGAGGUGAACCAUGGAUCAUUUUCUCCUCAUCCAACCCAGAUUACAGUAUUAAAGUCUUCUAAAGGUGAUAAUUAUGGGAACACUGGAACGUCAGAAUCAAAAAGUAAGGAUGGAAGGUACUCUCAUAUGCGUAAAGAAGUUGGAAGCUCUUUCAGGAAACCUACAACAAGACCCAUCAGUCGCUCUCUAAGUGAAUACGGUUCUGUUCCUCGUAGGCUUUCAACACCACUAUACACGGGCAAAGCUGAAGCUCACAUGCAUCCUACUCGCAUUGUUGUUCUAAAACCAAGUCUUGAGAGGAGCCACAAGGUGGGUGGGCCUCUUUCUUCUUCACCUGAGAACUUACGUAUUGGCUCCAGAAAGCACAGAGAAUCUGCACUCUCUACAAUUCAGGAGUCAUACACGGAAGGAAGAGACAAGCCAAAAUUCUCUGAAAAUGUAGGUCACUUGAGGCACAAGGCAAAGGGUUCCAGAGAAACUGCUAAGGGGACUGCAAGACAGAUUAGGCAUACUAUAGGUAGCCAUUCUAAGAGCCCAAUCACCUCAGAACUGAAAACGUGUGUUCAGAACAAAAGCUCCUGCAUAUCAUCAGAUCUUGCUAAGCUUAACAAUUCUGAAUCAUUUUGCCAGUUUCCCGACCAUUUUGAUGCGUGGAUUAACGAAUUCUGCCCUUCAUGUUCAUAUUCGACUGAGUCAUCUUUUAGCAGAGAGGCCAGAAAACACAUGUCUGAGAGAUUGAAGAUAACCCAACAGUUUGAGGUUGUUGGGCUGGCAGCCAGAGACAUGAGCACACUUGCUGAAAUGAUUGACUUUUCUUGUAGAGAGACACCAGAUACAAUUGGAGUAUCAUUAGGUACCAAGAAUGUUUUGGAUGAUAAGUUUGCUGGAGAUGAGAUACUUGGAGGCUUGGACUGUCGUUCAACUAUUAGCGACAAGGAUGGAUUGAGAAAUGGGAACUCUAAAAAAUUGCGGAAGUCAAAAUCUCUUCCUGCUGCUUCUACAGCUCACAGAAGUCCAAAAGUAGGCCACAGAAAACAAGAUGGCAAUGGUACCUGUUAUAUACUCAAGGAUGUAAUAAAAAUGGACCCUGAUGAAUUUUCAGAUGCUAGCUUCAGUAAGAAUCAGAAGUCAUUCGUCAGAGGAUCUGUGCUCCAUGCCAACAAACCUCGCCAGCCACAUCCUGUUGGAGAGGAAAAUAAGCUGCCAGAGCUGGAGAUUCGUGUUCCUUCAGAAGAAUUGCGGAAGAGCAUUUAUGUGAGGGAUCUUCCAGAAGAAAAACUUUUACAUCCUGAACACCAUGAUGAACAUGCCACAGACAGAAAGCACUUAAUAGACACUCCCUUAGUUCCCAUUUGUGUAGAUGAGCCAAGUCCUUUGACUCCAAACGAGCAAUCAAAGCGAUCUGUCAUGCGAUUGACACCAGAGAAUAAAGAAUUAUCUAGCCACAGUCAUAAUGACAUCAUGAACGAGGAAGAUUCAACUCGCCAUCCUCAAGUAGACCCCCUGCAAUCUCAAUCAGAGACAUUUGAAGCAGGCCUUACUCUAAGCUCCAAGGAGUCUGAACAGCCAAGUCCAGUAUCUGUCUUAGAGCCUCCAUCCCAAGAACAAAGUUCAUGUUCAGGAUGCUUCGAGAGAAUAAGUGCUGAUCUUCAAGAGCUCAGAAUGCAACUCAGUCUUCUAAAGGUAGAGUCAGCAGAAAGGUAUGAAGAGGAAUCAGGCAUCAUUUUAUCGAGUGAUGAAAUUACUGCAGGAGAUUGUCAAACAUAUCUACGAACAAGGGAAAUACAUCAAACCUUCAUGGAUGAAGAUGAUAGAGAUUUCUCUUACUUGCUUGACAUCCUCAGCGACUCAGUUAUUCAUGGUGCUAACCAAGAGAGAGUAUCUGAUGUCUUCUACUCGCUUGAUUAUCCAGUGGAUCCACAUGUCUUUGACAAACUUGAAACGAAGUACAGCAUGGUAUCAUCAUGGUCAGGAUCAGAAAGGAAGCUAUUGUUCGAUCUUGUUAAUUGCAGUUUAGUGGGCAUCAUUGCCCCACACAUUGAUCUGCACCCAUGGGUGAGAUCAAAGAAGUCUAUGCACACAUGGGAACCCGAGGGCCUUGUUGAAAGGCUGUGGGAAAUGGUUGUUAAGCAAAGGAAGGAGCUAGGUUGCAAUCUUGAGGACAAGAUUUUGGAUCCAAGGUGGUUAGAUGUUGAAGAUGAUAUGGACGUGAUUGUGAAAGAGAUAGAGAAGAUGCUAAAUAAUGACCUGUGGGAGGAAACUGUCGCUGAGUUUAUCAUCGGAUAGGUUGUUCCAGAUCUCUUACUAGCUGUAGAUAUGUCAAUUGCAAUGUAAUAGUUAAUCCGAUAAUUAGUAUAGUAGUAUACUCAUGGUUAAGGAAUCACGUCGUUGAAUGGCUGUCUGCCAUUGCACAAAAUAUUAUUGUUCGGCCCUU